CAUUGACCAGGGAUCUUGUGUCACCAAUUCAACCUGUCCAGAAUGUGGCCUCUAUUAGGUAUGGAUUCAGACCAUCCGUUCGAGUUGCGAGCCCAACGACCAAAAUGUCAGUCACUCCGUGGCAGAUUUCUCGCCAUCAACGCCGCAGACUACACUUAUAAAAAUGGCCACGACCACCCAACCUGAAGUCCUCUCGAGUGACAGUCCCAUCUAUUGAAUCCAUUCCCUACUGACAAAUACCCAAUUACAAAAUGUCGUCUAUCACAUUACCUCCCUACGACGCAGGAAAUUUCCAACGGUUCAUCGACACACAGUUCCGCGCCAAAGUAGUCCGACCUCCGCCAGGGACAUCAUUCCAUGACCAGACUGUCAUCGUAACAGGAGCCAAUGUGGGCAUUGGACUAGAGGCUGCACGAGUGCUGUUGUCACUCCAGGCGUCACACUUAAUCCUCGCGGUACGGUCAGUCGACAAAGGCGAGGUAGCUGCGGCACCACUUCGCAAAGCAUACCCCAAAGCCAAGAUUGAAGUAUGGCGACUGGACAUGCUAUCAUACGACUCGAUUCGAGACUUUAGCGCAAAGUGUUCGAAACUGGAACGACUCGACGUAGCAAUCCUCAAUGCCGCCUGCAGCAGGAUCGAAUUUGCCAUCAACAAGUCCACAGGCCACGAGGAAACCUUCCAGACCAAUUAUCUAUCAACGGCACUACUAGCAAUCCUCCUCGUUCCCAUCAUGCGUAGCAAGAAACGCACGACGUCUGGGUCCCCUCCUCCUCGCCUCGCCAUCGUCUCCUCCGGUCUAGCCCUGUCCGCCGGAUUUCCCAACCAUGAAGCCGACCCGUUAAUCCCAUCAUUCGACUCUAAAGCCAUCUGGUCCAGCUCUGGCGGUCAAUAUGAACGGUACAGCGUGACCAAAACCCUGGAGCUGAUGCUAGUCCUAUCACUUAGCCGACUCGUCGAUCCCAAAGACGUGCUCAUCACCGCCGUCGACCCCGGUUUCACUCGUGGAUCACAAUUACAUCGUGAUAUGCCCUUGGUGGUUCGCAUCAUCUUGUGGUUUCUCAAGGCUUUUACGGCCCGAAGUUUGACUGAGGCAGCUUGGACUUAUAUUGAUGCGAUCAAUUCUUCAUCUCGUGGUGAGGAAAUUCAUGGGUCUUUUAUCAUGAAUUUUAAAGUUACUCCAUUCCCCUCUCUCAUGUAUACGCCCAAAGGCGAACAAGUCACUUCUCGGUUGUGGAAGGAAACGAUGCAAGACUUUGAGACGGCGGGAUUUAAAGGUCUGGAACAGUCUUUGCGAGGCUGAGAUACCGGUAGAAGUAAGGGGCUGAACGCACAAGAGUGUGAACUUACUUUAGGAUAUACCUGGUUGCUAUGUCAUCAUAUGCUUUAUUUACAAUCAUAUCCCGCAUCCGUUAGACAAGGUUACUUUUCCUUCGCGCCGUUCAUCGGUCCAUCCGCUAGCCGCGCCUAGCCUAGGCAGUCAAGUCAAUUGGUUCAUCUUCAUCAUCUCCAUCGUCCAAUCCAAACGAAACAAGAUUGGAUUACACCAAAAGAAUAAAAACGACAAGGCAGUAUUCCAAUCCGAUUCAACACCAGUGCCGGCUCCUUCGCUGAAAUAGCAAAUAGCAGUUCGCUUCUAGUACCAACCAAUACAAUCCGACUGAAUCGAC
This is a messenger RNA of Exophiala mesophila, 1668 nucleotides long. RefSeq lists its product as uncharacterized. NCBI's taxonomy places the organism in Eukaryota, Fungi, Ascomycota, Eurotiomycetes, Chaetothyriales, Herpotrichiellaceae. The coding region runs from base 252 to 1301 and encodes 349 amino acids. The record is from RefSeq and is a predicted model, not a curated record. The transcript has 2 exons.